Messenger RNA from Suncus etruscus (white-toothed pygmy shrew), 1475 nucleotides. It is a transcript of the gene TMPRSS2, whose product is annotated as transmembrane serine protease 2. NCBI's taxonomy places the organism in Eukaryota, Metazoa, Chordata, Mammalia, Eulipotyphla, Soricidae. Gene Ontology annotation, molecular function: protein binding; serine-type endopeptidase activity. The annotation marks the transcript as partial. The record is from RefSeq and is a predicted model, not a curated record. Gene Ontology annotation, cellular component: membrane. The transcript has 12 exons. Gene Ontology annotation, biological process: proteolysis.
CAGAGCCUGGCCGGGCAGGUGGCAGAGGAGAGGGGGCCGGGUGGCACACAGGUUCUGCGGUGCCCCCGCCUCCGCUGCCCGUUCCCUGGAACUGCUCAGACCAAAGGAUGGCACUGAACUCGGACCCACCCCCGGGCACUGGGCCUUUCUAUGAGAACCAUGGCUACCAACCAGAGGGCCCAUACCCGCCACCACCCGUCGCCUCAGCUCCACACGUCUACACCGUGUAUCCGACUCCGUACUACCCGACUGCAGUGUCCCAUUACAUGCCACAGGUUCCAACGCAACCCCCAGCACCCGUGAUCCACGCGCAGCCCAAAUCGUCCCUGGAAGCGCCGCAUUUCUCAAAGACCAAGAAGGUGCUGUGUGUGCUGCUGGGCCUGGGUGCGGUGCUGGUGGCUGUGGCGCUGGCCGCAGUGCUGCUGUGGAACUUCUGUGAGUGUUGGGACAGCAGCUGCUCUAUGCGAGGGAUGGAGUGUGGCUCCUCCAACAUCUGCGUCAGCCCCUCCCAUUGGUGCGAUGGCGUCCUGCACUGUCCCGAGGGCGAGGAUGAGAACCGUUGUGUCCGACUGUAUGGACCCAACUUCAUCUUGCAAGUGUACUCGGCCCAGAGGAAGUCUUGGUCUCCCGUGUGCCAGGAGGACUGGAAGGAGAGCUAUGGGCAGGCUGCGUGCCAGGACAUGGGCUACUGGAACAGCUUCUAUUCCAGCCAAGGCGUCAAGGAUGACAGCGGAGCCACGAGCUUCUUGAAAUUGAACCGGAGCGCUGGCAAUGUGGACCUAUACAAGAAGCUCUACCACAGUGAUGCCUGCGAGAUGAAGAAGGUGGUCUCCUUGCGCUGCAUAGAAUGUGGUGUCACCGAGUCUUCAGGCCGCCAGGCCCGCAUCGUGGGUGGCAACGUGGCCCGCCUGGAGGACUGGCCGUGGCAAGUGAGCCUGAAGGUGCAGGACACGCAUGUGUGCGGCGGCUCCAUCAUCACCCCUGAGUGGAUCGUCACGGCUGCCCAUUGCUUGGAGAAGCCUCUGAACAAUCCCCGCUACUGGAGGGCCUUUGUGGGGACCCAGAGCCAGUCCUUCAUGCUGUACGGAAGCGGAUACCGGGUGGCCAAGGCCAUUCCGCAUCCUGACUACGACUCCAACACCAAGAACAAUGACAUUGCGCUCAUGAAGCUACAGACGCCCCUGCCUCUCAGCGACCAAGUGAGACCCGUGUGCCUACCCAACCCGGGCCUGCAGCUGGACCCCACACAGCCCUGCUGGAUCUCGGGCUGGGGUGCCACAUCGGAGAAAGGGAAGACGUCAGACCUGCUCCACGCUGCCCAGGUGCGUCUCAUUGAGCCAAGGAUUUGCAACAGCCGUCUGGUCUAUAAUGGUUUGCUCACACCAGCCAUGAUCUGUGCUGGCUUCCUGCAGGGCCAGGUGGAUUCCUGCCAGGUGAGUGGAGCGGGGUCCCAUGGGGUGGCGGGCUUGGACCCC